This is a messenger RNA of Galdieria sulphuraria, 782 nucleotides long. RefSeq lists its product as uncharacterized. The record is from RefSeq and is a predicted model, not a curated record. The transcript has a single exon. The annotation marks the transcript as partial. NCBI's taxonomy places the organism in Eukaryota, Rhodophyta, Bangiophyceae, Galdieriales, Galdieriaceae.
GAAAGGAAUAUGACAAUUUCAGACAAGAUAAAAUUGCCAACACUAGAAAAUACAAUUCAAGUAUUUUGCAGUCAACUACGGAACAAGUCAAGGCUUGGAACCAAUAGUUGUGCAGUUUCUACGUUCUAGAUUCUUUUUACAAUUCUUCCUGUUAGCCAUUGCGUUGAAAAUCCUUCAAAGGGUAACAGAAUCCACUCUUUUCUUCAAGUUGUGAAACAAAACUCACAAAGUUGGAGAGGUUUUCAAGUUUCUAGGAGACAAUACAUACGUCUGUUGAGUCAAUGAGAGUGAUUAGAAACACUGACUUGAUAUUAGACAAGGGUUUUCAAACAGACUGGAAAGAUUCUCAAGUCAAAGUCGAACAAUUCAGACACAAAACUCAACUGGUCUUUCUCAAUAGAAGAAAACGUUGUUCAAAGGAAAUAGCAAGAUCAUCUUUCCUCGUGGUUUUUUGUGGUCGCAGUUUUGUAGAUAUGCUUUUCUUGUUCACGGCUUUAUAUCCAGGCCUGUUUUUAGAAUUGUCUAAACUACUACUAGUGUAUUUGGAUAAUGUGGUACUACAAACUCGCGAGUUGAUCAAUGACUUGUGAAUCCUUUUUUUCUGUUCUAUUAAUAUCUCUAGUACAACCUUUUGUCUGCUAUAAAAUUUCUUUGCUUGUAUUGAUCAUUUCAAAGCGUCAUUGUGUAUCAAAACACUCUUCUUCAAUAGAUCAAGCUACUGCCGUUUUUGCUCAAGUUCAUCAUCUUGUAAAAAGAACAAUAGUAGCAAGUUCACUAUAAUU